Molecule: messenger RNA, 402 nt
Organism: Trichobilharzia regenti
Lineage: Eukaryota; Metazoa; Platyhelminthes; Trematoda; Strigeidida; Schistosomatidae
Source: the annotation of a GenBank genome assembly
AUGGAAUAUGAGUUAAGUGGAAAAGUACUGUAUAGGGAUUUUUUCGGUGGUGUUGUGGCAUUUACACGUGAACAGUUUCUGGAAAUAAAUGGAUUUUCAAACCUAUAUGAAGGAUGGGGUGGUGAGGAUGAUGAUUUAUUGACUCGAGUUAGUCAAUCCAAAUAUGGGGUAUUUCGAAUCAGUACAGAUAUUGGUCGUUACUAUACACUGAGUCAUGCCACUGAUAAGUUGAAUGAAGUCAAUCCAGACCGCUACGCAUUGUUAAAAAACGCAUCAGCACGUAUUAAAAUUGAUGGACUGAAUACAUUGGACUACAGUGUUAUCUCUUCACAAACCAUGUACAACGGUUUACUUCAUUGGAUUUCCUUGGAUAUACCAUCAGUGAGGAAGAGUCAUUUAUAG